CAACCGCUUUGUUGGCGUUGUUUGGCUGCUUUCCUCCUGCCACCUGCUGGUUGUGUCGUUUUUCUCGUCACUCCGCCCGCCCACACCCUGCCAGCCAGCCACCGCAGGCAAAACACAAACGACACACGAUCACGCAGGCUGUGUUGUCUUUGAGCUGCGAUCAUGGCAGAGCGCCAGGCUUCGCAGGGGGAUCUAACGUCCCAGCAUGAAGACAUGGACCGAGAUGCCGUGGAACGUGUGCUUGAAACAUUCUUCAAGCUGCCAGGCGGCGUGUCCACCGAAUCGUCCACAGACAGCCUGGAGGUGAAUCCUGGUGUGCCGUUGGACGCUGACCCGCAAGCACAGCAGUUUGAGUCUCCUCCCCAGAAAGACGCGUCAUCUCCGAGUUCGACGAUUAGCGACGAUGUCACACGUGCGGCGGCGCGGUGGAUUGACCGCUGUUUGCGACGCCUCGUGCGCAAGAUCAAAGAGCACGGACACGACGCACCGUCGAGCCCAGGCGUGGCUGCCAUCACCUACGACACACUGCGCAAAGUUGCUGCCAGCGGAUUUGAGUCACUUGACGGUCUCGUGUUGACUGCGCUUGAUCGCGGGAUCUUACGAGCAGACCCGCCCAUGACCACCAGAGAUCUUCAGCCAGACACGCUUCUUGUGCUACUCCGCUCCACAUUCGAAGACGCGGAUGGAACAACAUACACGCCGCAGCACCUCCGGCAGUCGACGCGCCGCCGUCGCCACAGACGAAGAAUUGUCGUUGAGCAGCAACAGCAGCAGCAGCAGCAGCAGCCCGUGGUGGUGAGGCGAAACGCACUACUGCAGGCUGGCACGACAGCAGCUACUCAGUCGCCAGCAGCCGUAACAGUCACAGGCACGGACAACGGCCGCACAGCAGCAGCAGCAGCAACAUCAACAACAACAACAACAUCAUCGACAGCAGCAUCGGGCACAGGAUUUGUUCCCACUGCCGACGCUGCGGACGUGCGCAGUUACUCCGUCUCAAACCAGCUCCGCCCACAGCCCGCUGGGCGAUACGGGGCACGUGCGGAAUCCGUGUACAUCACAAACAAGGCCGCAGAUGCACUCAUGCAGGAGUCGUUCGGUCCAAACAAAGGGUUUGAUGAAGUGAAGGAAAAACUGCGCAAGUUGUCAACGGAACAAGGACCCACUCCUCCACAUGCACCCGACACAAUCAGCCACCAUGCAACAGCAUCGUCAUCGUCAACAGCGUCACCAUCAGCAAAUGAAGUCCCACUGCGACGUGGCCGAAGCGAAGUGCUGACGCCCUCUCGCCGCCGCGAUGCGGGCAGACCACACGCACACACACGCAGGCGCAGCAGCAGCAACAGCAACGGCAGUGGCGACAGCAACGACAGUAGCUAUAGCACUGGCACGCUGCAGCUCAAGGGCCGGGCGUCUUCGCCGUCAUCGCGAUGGGCGCAGCGCGCAAUGACCAUUUCCCGUCUCAGCGACCGCGCGUCCCUCGUCACGCAGCUCACAGACCUCACCCUGAGCGAUGUGAUUGAGAUUGAGCCCGAGGCGCUGUCAACGUACAGCACGCUCGUGUGGGGCAGUGCAGCCAGCACACUGGCCUCACAGCCACCGCCGCCAGCCAACACCCACAGCGGUGGUAACACCAGCAACACCACCAACACCAGCAAUAACACCAAUAUGACUGGCGAUGAUGGCAGUCGUGGCGAUGGUGGCAGUCGUGGCGACGCAGGGACGAUCAAGCGCGGUGCAUCGCUGCACAUGAACACGAUGCCGGCGCUGUUGACCCAGUCGGACACCAUCAAGUCGCAGCCGGGGACCGCCUUCAGCACGAUGAGUGCGACGGCGUCGACGUUGAUCCGCCGCCAUCCAAAUGCAGACGUCACCGCACGCCCAGAGCUGAACGUUGACUGGAUGGCGUUCAGUGCGCCCGAGCUGUCCAACUUCCUGCGCAUUCUCGAUGCGGAGGAGCUGCUGCACCGCAAACAGGUGGAGGCCAUCUACACCGCCAAGCGCAUGCGGCUCCAGGCACAGCUCGACAGAAUCAGGCACCCAGAGGAGAUGGGCGGCGACGGCGAGGCGGAUGCGGUUGGGGAUUACGAUGACGACACGUUCAUCUUCAAACCAUCGUCAUCAGCGGCGGUGUCGAAUGGCAGCCAUGAUGCAACAUCGGGUGUUGCAAUGCGCUCCUCCAACUCCUCCGUGUCUCGCCAGGACAGACAGAUCCGCAGCAGGUCACGCGUCAUCUCAAAAGCAGAUCGCCAGGAGACUGAACUACGCACGAAGUUCCUUCGUCAGCCCUCAUCACGACGCACCCAGAUGACGCGGCGCGAUCGCCGGGCGGUGGAGGAGGUGCUGAGUGUUCUCAUCGACGUGGACGAAGCGCAGGCGCUCACGUCCGCCGCAGAUUACGCAGCGUUGUCGCUUGUGCGGCCCCAAGUGCAGGAGACGAGCGACAUGUCUGCGAACGCAGCAGCCACCACCACCACCACCACCACCAACACGACCAACACGACCAACACGACCAACACGACCACUUCAUCCUCAACGGAAGCCGCCCGCCGCAGCUUCCUCAUCGAUGACCUCCUGGCAAAGCCGAUUGCGUCCACGUCAUCCAAUACGGAGAAGGCGGCGGCGCGCUGGCUCGAUGCGCAGCUGCACACGCUUGCUGAUCUGCUGGCCUCUCCUACAGCCAGUGAUGGCGAACAGCACUCGAGUGCAAGCAACGGACGUGCGCGCGGCCAUGAGGAUGGCAAACCUCCACCGAUGACGUUUGCAGCGCUUGAUGCCGUAGCGACGGCGCAGGGUGUCAUUGAGAACUUGCCAGGGUUGCUGGAGACUGCACGGGAGCAAGGGCUGGUGUCGUUUGACCGGCCACGCGAGGGGAGUUCUCAACUUGAACUCCCGCACGAUGCGGGCGUCGUAAUCUCUCUCAACCAGAAGCCAGCGGCAUCCACGUCGAAACCAGCCUAUACGCUUCGCCACCUCCAGCGGUCGGUGCGGAACAAGAAGAAGGCCAUUGUCAAGACAGCUAGCCAGAAGUGUUAUUCUGAAGUGUAG
Molecule: messenger RNA, 3048 nt
Organism: Salpingoeca rosetta
Lineage: Eukaryota; Choanoflagellata; Craspedida; Salpingoecidae
Exons: 21
Coding region: 163-3048 (961 amino acids)
Biological process (GO): signal transduction
Source: RefSeq, a predicted model, not a curated record